Messenger RNA from Lagopus muta (rock ptarmigan), 3351 nucleotides. It is a transcript of the gene RBM5, whose product is annotated as RNA binding motif protein 5. The coding region runs from base 135 to 2855 and encodes 906 amino acids. The record is from RefSeq and is a predicted model, not a curated record. The transcript has 24 exons. Gene Ontology annotation, cellular component: nucleus. Gene Ontology annotation, molecular function: RNA binding. Gene Ontology annotation, biological process: mRNA splicing, via spliceosome. NCBI's taxonomy places the organism in Eukaryota, Metazoa, Chordata, Aves, Galliformes, Phasianidae.
GCCUGCUGGGUAGAAGACGGCCAGUCAGCUCGGCGCCAUUUUGUGGCGAGGGAGCGGGGGCUGCGGGCGUGUGUUCGGCGCCGCGCAGUGGCGGUCAGAGCCGUGCCGGAGACUUGCGGAUCGUGGGCAGCGCCAUGGGCUCGGAUAAGCGCGUGAGCAGGACGGAGCGCAGCGGCCGUUACGGCUCCAUCGUGGAGAGGGAGGACCGCGACGAGCGGGAGUCGCGGAGCCGCCGCAGGGACGACUACAAGCGGUCCAGCGAGGAGCGCCGCGGGGACCGCUACGACGACUAUCGCGACUACGACAGCCGCGACUACGAUAGCCGAGACUACGACAGCCGCGAUAGCCGAGACUGCCGCGACUACGACAGCCGCGAUAGCCGGGACUGCAGAGAUUACGAUAGUCGCGACGGCCGCGACUGCAGGGACUACGACAGCCGCGACUGCCGAGAUUACGACAGCCGGGACAGCCGCGACUACGAUUGCCGGGACUACGACAGCCGCGACAGCAGGGACUACGACAGCCGCGACAGCAGGGACUACGACAGCCGGGACUACGACAGAGACUACGACAGCCGCGACUACGACAGCCCCGAGAGGGAGCGAGAGCGCAGGAACAGCGAUAAAUCCGAGGACGGGUACCACUCCGAUGGCGACUAUGGAGAGCACGACUACAGAAACGACAUCAACGACGAGAAGGAAAGCAAGACCAUCAUGUUGCGUGGCCUGCCCAUCACGGUUACCGAGAACGAUAUCCGGGAGCUUAUUGAGUCCUUUGAAGGUCCUCAGCCUGCAGACGUGAGGCUGAUGAAGAGAAAAACAGGUGUAAGCCGUGGUUUCGCCUUCGUGGAGUUUUAUCACUUUCAAGAUGCUACCAGCUGGAUGGAAGCCAAUCAGAAAAAGCUGGUGAUUCAGGGGAAGCAGAUUGCGAUGCACUACAGCAACCCGCGGCCUAAAUUUGAGGACUGGCUUUGCAACAAGUGCUGUCUUUACAACUUCAGAAGGAGACUGAAAUGCUUCCGCUGUGGAGCGGACAAAUUUGAUUCAGAGCAGGAGGUACCACCUGGAACAGCAGAAGCCGUCCAGUCCGUGGAUUAUUACUGUGAUACCAUCAUUCUCCGAAACAUUGCUCCUCACACAGUAGUGGAAUCCAUCAUGACUGCCUUGUCUCCGUAUGCCUCUCUGGCAGUCAAUAAUAUUCGUCUUAUCAAAGACAAGCAGACUCAGCAAAAUAGAGGCUUUGCAUUUGUGCAGCUGUCUUCUGCCAUGGAUGCUUCUCAACUGCUGCAGAUUUUACAAAGUCUUCAGCCACCAUUAAAAAUUGAUGGCAAAACAAUUGGUGUUGACUUUGCAAAGAGUGCCAGAAAGGACUUGCUUCUGCCAGAUGGGAACAGGGUCAGUGCCUUCUCUGUGGCAAGUACAGCCAUUGCUGCAGCACAGUGGUCAUCCACUCAGCCUCAAACCGGAGAAGGCAGCACCCUUGACUACAGCUACCUCCAGUCAGGACAGGAUGGCUACACGCAGUACACUCAGUACUCCCAGGAUUAUCAGCAGUACUACCAAAACCAAGGAGGUGUGUUGGACUCAGAUGCAGCUACCAUAUCAGGAGCCCCAGUCACCACCACCACGGCUGCCGUUGUGUCCCAGAGUCCCCAGCUCUACAACCAACAGACGAACUCGCCUGACUCCCCGACACAAGCAGCACCAGCCACCACCAGCACUCAGGCACAAACAGCUGCCCCAACUGGUGUCGUCCCUGGAACCAAGUAUGCUGUCCCUGAUACAUCCACCUACCAGUAUGAUGAAUCUUCAGGAUAUUACUAUGAUCCUGUUACAGGGCUCUACUACGAUCCUAACUCUCAGUAUUACUACAAUGCCUUAACUCAGCAGUAUCUGUACUGGGAUGGUGAAAAAGAGACCUACAUGCCUGCAGCAGAGGGUAUCACAUACCAACAAACGGCGACCGCAACCACCACAAAAGAAGUGAAGGAGAAGAAAGAGAAGCCUAAGAGCAAAACAGCUCAACAGAUCGCUAAAGACAUGGAGCGCUGGGCCAAGAGCUUGAACAAGCAGAAAGAGAAUUUCAAGAACAGUUUCCAGCCGCUGAGCACGAGGGAGGAGGAGCGGAAGGAGUCUGCAGCUGCAGAUGCAGGCUUUGCCCUUUUUGAGAAGAAGGGCGCUCUGUCUGAGAGGCAGCAGAUCCUACCAGAGGUGAUGAAAAAUGGGGAAGAUGAAAAUCCCUUGAAGCGUGGCCUCGUGGCUGCCUACAGCGGUGACAGCGAUAACGACGAGGACUUGCUAGAAAGAAUGGAGAAUGAGGAGGAGAAGCUGACUGACUGGAAGAAGAUGGCCUGCCUGCUGUGUAGAAGGCAAUUCCCAAACAAAGAUGCGCUGAUUCGGCACCAGCAGCUGUCGGACUUGCACAAGCAAAACAUGGAUAUCUAUAGGAGAUCAAAGCUUUCAGAACAGGAACUUGAAGCCUUGGAACUGCGUGAGAGAGAGAUGAAAUACAGAGACAGAGCAGCUGAGAGGCGAGAGAAGUAUGGCAUCCCAGAGCCCCCGGAGCCAAAGCGCAAGAAGGUGUACGAUGCUGGCACAGUUAAUUACGAGCAGCCCACCAAAGAUGGCCUUGACAACAGUAAUAUAGGCAACAAGAUGCUGCAGGCCAUGGGCUGGAGGGAAGGUUCAGGCUUGGGAAGAAAAUGCCAGGGCAUCACUGCACCUAUUGAGGCCCAAGUGCGAAUGCGAGGUGCUGGUUUGGGAGCCAAGGGCAGCUCCUAUGGUGUUUCUACUGCAGAUUCCUACAAAGAUGCAGUGCGGAAAGCCAUGUUUGCUCGCUUCACAGAGAUGGAGUAAAGUCUGUACCCUGGUGACGUGGCUGUAUGCUGGUUAUGGGUUAGAGCUGACCAUUUCAUUCCCUUGGACUUUUUCCCCUCUCGGCAUGUCACACUUCCACGAGCAGAUUGUGCAGGCUGCCCCAACUUCAUGCUGGAGAGCUCCUCGCUAGACCAAAGGGGAUGCUGAUCUUUGUACGGUCCUGUAUAUAGUGUAAUGUAUUCUGUGUUCGGAGCGUCUCGUCUGGAUGCUGCUCCUGCCCUCCAGAGCAGGGCUGGGACGUGUCAGCUGUGGUUUCACACCGUCUCUGCUCUCCUUUUGUUGUAUCGUUUGUCUCUUUUUUUUUUUUGAGAACUUUCCUGUACAUUUUGUAUGAUACAUCUUUGUAUAGACUUUUUGAAGACUCGGAUUCUAGUUGCCAGUUUGGCUCAUUUCCAAAUGAAAUACAUCCAAAAGUGUUUCUCUUACUGUUUUCUCGUUGGGUUGAAUGAAGAAUAAGUUGUCAAUGCUGCUUGUC